ACUUGUGUGGUGAUCCUGUGCUUAAUAUAAAUACUACUCUUUGCCUGUACCUAUCAAAAUGAUGAAAGAAAUGACGUUACUGACAUUGACUUGACGGUGAAAGGUCAACGGUUUUGUAAAAUAAAUGCAAAAUAGCAAUACAAACGUUGUUUUUUUGUAAAUUACUUUAGUAGGUUACAUUCAAUUUAAGCAUCGUACUGGGUUUAUUCGUGAUCGCGUAUAGCGCCGUCGUACUUCGCUCACACCGGACGUUUCUCCAAUUGUAAGAAAUGGCUUCGCGCUUUCAAGUCGUAGAACUCGGCCCGCCGAUCGAAGUAUUCCAGUUAAAUAAACUGUGUGUCGAAGAUUCUUAUCAGAACAAAGUAAACUUAGGUGUUGGAGCUUACAGAGAUGAACAUGGUAAACCAUGGGUACUGCCUAUAGUUCGCAAGAUGGAGAAACAAAUGGCAGAUGAUCCAACCCUCCUACAUGAAUAUCUGCCUGUGCUUGGUCUGGAGCAAUUCAGCGCUGCCUCCGUUGCCAUGCUGCUCGGAAAGGACAACCCCGUCAUUGCCGCCGGCCGAGCUUUCGGUGUUCAAACGCUGUCGGGAACAGGCAGUCUGCGCGUUGGAGCUGAAUUCUUGAACAAGCACUUGAAGGCGACCACCUUCUACUACUCUACUCCUACGUGGGAGAACCACCACCUCGUGUUCGUGAACUCCGGCUUUACGAACCCCCGGUCGUACCGGUACUGGGACGAGAAGACCAGGGCCAUAGACAUUGAUGGGCUCCUUGAGGACUUGAGGAACGCGCCGGAGAACUCUGUGAUACUUUUACACGCGUGCGCACACAAUCCUACUGGCAUAGACCCGACGCAAGAGCAGUGGGAGAAGAUCGCUGACGUCAUGGAGGAGCGCAAGUUGUUCCCGUUCUUCGACAGCGCGUAUCAAGGCUUCGCUUCAGGCGACUUGGACAAGGAUGCGUGGGCGGUGCGAUACUUCGUCAAGCGGGGCUUCGAGCUGCUCUGCGCGCAGUCCUACGCCAAGAACUUCGGGCUAUACAACGAGCGCGUGGGCAACCUCGCAUUCGUGGUAUCGGACGCGUCGUGCGUGCCGGCGAUGAAGUCCCAGCUGACGUGGGUGGUGCGCGGGAUGUACUCCAACCCGCCCGCUCACGGCGCGCGCGUCGUGGCCGGCGUGCUGCACGACCAGAAGCUCUACGACGAGUGGAAGGACAACAUCAAGUUGAUGGCGACUAGAGUCAUACAAAUGAGGGAGACCUUGAGAGCAGAACUUAUUAAAUUGGGCACCCCCGGCAACUGGGAUCACAUAGUGAAACAGAUCGGGCUGUUCUCCUACACGGGCCUCACUCCUCGUCAAGUGGAGCAUUUGAUUCAAGAGCACCACGUUUAUUUACUUCGCUCCGGCCGCAUCAAUAUCUGUGGCCUCAACCCGAGCAACGUGCAUUACAUGGCCAACGCUAUACACGAUGCGGUCACCAAGUUCCCCGCUGAAAAUGACAGUCGUGCGAAAUUAUAACGCUGCCAUGAACUGCUAACACUACUUUGCCAGGUACAUACAUUGGUGAUGGGGGUUAUAAGC
Chilo suppressalis (striped riceborer) is the source of this 1580-nucleotide messenger RNA. NCBI's taxonomy places the organism in Eukaryota, Metazoa, Arthropoda, Insecta, Lepidoptera, Crambidae. The record is from the annotation of a GenBank genome assembly.